This is a messenger RNA of Triplophysa dalaica, 1702 nucleotides long. It is a transcript of the gene eif4e1c, whose product is annotated as eukaryotic translation initiation factor 4E family member 1c. The coding region runs from base 44 to 682 and encodes 212 amino acids. NCBI's taxonomy places the organism in Eukaryota, Metazoa, Chordata, Actinopteri, Cypriniformes, Nemacheilidae. Gene Ontology annotation, biological process: translational initiation. The record is from RefSeq and is a predicted model, not a curated record. Gene Ontology annotation, cellular component: eukaryotic translation initiation factor 4F complex; cytoplasm. Gene Ontology annotation, molecular function: translation initiation factor activity; RNA 7-methylguanosine cap binding. The transcript has 7 exons.
CGCAGUGGCGUCGAACGCUCAGAAGAAUUUUCACACAGGCAAGAUGGCGACUUCGGAGCCGCAAGGAACUGAAAAUGAAGAACCAUGUGCUGAUAGUCCUACACCCGCAGUGACAAGUCCUGAACAGUAUAUCAAGCAUCCUUUGCAAAACAGAUGGGCUCUAUGGUAUUUCAAAAAUGACAAGACCAAAAGUUGGACGGAAAAUCUGCGUCUCAUUUCAAAGUUUGAUACAGUGGAAGAUUUCUGGGCAUUAUAUAAUCACAUACAAAAGCCCAGUAAACUUGGAUUUGGCUGUGACUACUGCUUGUUUAAGGAUGGUAUCAAACCCAUGUGGGAGGAUGAUAGGAAUAAACUUGGUGGAAGGUGGUUAAUGACUCUCAAUAAACAGCAACGACACAAUGAUCUAGACUGCUACUGGAUGGAAACACUGUUGUGUUUAAUCGGAGAAUCCUUUGAUGAGGCCAGUGAAGAUGUGUGUGGAGCUGUGGUCAACGUCAGGCCAAAGGGAGAUAAAAUAUCCAUCUGGACGGGCAACUGCCAAAACAAGGAAGCGAUCACCACGAUAGGGCAACAAUACAAAGAGCGUUUGAGUAUCCCAGGCAAAAUCCUCAUUGGAUACCAAUCACAUGACGACACCUCUAGCAAAAGUGGUUCUACAACAAAGAAUAUGUACUCAGUUUGAAGAAAACUCAUUUCAACUCAUUGUAGGUUUAUAAAUUACAAAUUUGCAUCACCUUAAUACUUUUGAGUUGUCAGCUACUGUAGUGUCCUUCCUUUUUAAGAAAAGAAAAAGAUAAAAUAUGUAAAUGUAGUGCUUUCCAGAGGAUCAUAUGUUCAGCAUCGUUACGAUGUAGAUCAUAGGACGUCUGAUUGUUUGACCCGAGAGAGAGCACCGCAUCAGCAAAAGCUAUUCAAGUUGAGCUAGAUGUUACUGAUAUAAUUUUAGAAUCUGAGAGUUUAAAGGACUAAUCGAAACUUGCCUAGUUAAAGACGUUCUGAGGCUUAGAUAAAAGUAAUACCAUUCUUUGCUUUAACGAUUCUUUCGCUCAUGUGUCACGCCAUGAAUAGUGUUUCUCACUGUCAGAUGAACAAAAAAAACCCAGACUACACUAACACGGAAAUUUUAUGGGUCCAAACUGUUUUAACAUGCUUUGGUUAGAGGUGUUUGGCAUGAGAAGUAAUUGCAGAGGCGCCUGCAGACUGACCAUCUUAAAGGUUUGUAAAGGAAUAACUUCGGUCACGCUCCAAGUUUGUAAUUUGGAGGAGUAGUCAUUUAUUAUUUCAGCUAUGCUGAAAUUGUGGAGUCUUGCUUGUAGAUCUAUCUUGAACAGCUGUGUUUUCCCCUCCCUCUUAUCUAUUUAUGAUAUUUGCAUUGCAGUUGAACUACAUAGUGAAAUUUAAGCUUCCUUUGUUUUCUUUGUUUUAGUUCAGGUUCUUGGAAAUGUGGACUACUGCUCUCUUUUUAUUUUAUUUUACAGUGUCUUCAAUAAUUGGCUGAACACACAUGCAUUUUAGUUUUGCUGUCACCUUUCCCUUCAAAAGAAAACUGUAGACAUUUUCUAGUUUGCCACAGUCUUUGGAUCAAUGAAAGAAGAGAGGAUACUCAUUUUGAAUUUAUUUUGCUCAUAUGUAUCUUUAUUAUCUGUAAUCCCAGGAUGUAUAUUACCUUCUUUCAAAGUAAAGGUUAUGUGCUUUGCAUUAA